AGGGAGAUGAGGAUGGACCGCGGGGAGAAGGCGCAGGCUACUUCCUACGCGUGGGAGAGCUGCCAGCAGCCGUUAUCCCCCGGAAGCCGAAGCAAGUGGGUGAGGCUGAAUGUGGGGGGCACGAUUUUCCUAACCACCCGGCAGACCUUGUGCCGCGAGCAGAAAUCCUUCCUCUGCCGCCUGUGCCAGGGAGAGGAGCUGCCGUCGGAUCGGGAUGAAACGGGUGCAUACCUCAUCGAUCGGGAUCCAACGUAUUUUGGGCCAAUUCUAAAUUUCCUCCGACAUGGAAAGUUAGUACUGGAUAAAGAUAUGGCUGAGGAAGGGAUUUUGGAAGAAGCUGAAUUCUACAACAUCGGGUCUCUGAUCAGACUAAUCAAGGAGAGGUUGGAGGAAAAGGACUACACUAUAACACAGGUGCCUCCAAAGCACGUGUACCGGGUGCUGCAGUGUCAAGAGGAGGAGCUCACCCAGAUGGUUUCCACCAUGUCAGAUGGAUGGCGCUUUGAACAGCUGGUGAAUAUCGGGUCAUCCUAUAAUUACGGGAAUGAGGACCAGUCGGAGUUCCUGUGUGUGGUCUCGAAGGAGCUGUGUGGCUCGCCCAGUGCCCUGUGUCCUGAGCCCAGCCGAAAAGUCAAGAGCUCAGAAGAGAAUCUGGAGGAGGAAGGGCAGAAGGAGCAAGAAGAGCAGCUGCAGGAAGUCAAGCUGGAACGAGAACUGGAGGAAGCCGAAGCAGAGGCGGAGGAGCAGGGUGAGAAAGGUGCAGCACACCUCUGAGAAAAGGGAUGCCGACAAUCAAGCCCAGCCCCCCAAGCCUUUUGCCUCCUUCUGGUGAGAGCUCCUGCACCAAGGGAGGGGUGCACGGGAAUGCUUUCAGCAGGGGGCAAGCAGUACAGGGUGGCCAAGGCUCAACAAGAGAUGGGGCAGAACAGUUCCUUCUGGCAGCUGGUGCAUUUAGGUGUAAACCGUUACAUUUUUCUACAACUCUGAAUUGGCAGCAGGUUCAUCCUCCCAGGAUUUUGCUGGUUCUUCCUCCUGUUGCAUCCUGCCCGUUGCGGGCUCCUCUCACUUGGCUUCUGCUUUUUCUACCCUGUCCCUGUCUCAGUGAAUCCGGUUGCCUCACGCCUCACCUUCCUGUAAGUGCUGGUUUCCUCUUCCUCUCCCGUGCUGAGAAUCCUGUGUUCUACCCCAGUCAGUGGCCAAAGGAAACUUCCUGCUGAUUAUGUGCAGCAGGUUUUCUUUCUCUUGCAUGGGCCCCUGAUUUGGGGAGGGACCAUGGUGCUCCAGGAGGAAGGGGGCUGAACAACAACAACUCCUCCCCCUCCCCACUUUCUCCCCCCCCCUCUCUCUCACACACAGUUUUCCCCCCUGGGUUAAACAAAAGAGAAGCAGCCCCAUUUGGAGUCUGGAGGCAAGGCUGGAAUUUUGCAGGGGGAGUGCGCAUGUUUACCCCUCUCCUCCAGAGUGUGACGGUCCCAAUCUGAGUUGGGGCUGUGAGUGCUUUUAGGAGAGUAAGAAAAAAGAUCAUUCAUAGCUGCAAUAUGCAUGAUGAGCAGAACGCUUCAUAUGGCCUUGGAUUUUUCCUCCUCCUCUGCCUCCCACCCCUCCUCUGCAUCUCGGACUUGUGCAAGUGACCAGCAGCCUUCCGUUCUCUCUGUUGGGCUCUUCUGGGGGGCUGUCAUGGUGUCAGGCCCUUCCUUGCUCUGAUUUGUCUUCCAGGGUUGCUCUUGCAGUUCCUGGGGCAGAAGGUGAAAAAUUCUGGAGCUGGGGUGGUGACAUGUAAAGACAUGCCGUUGUUUUAGGCAACUCUCUUUGCAGCAACUCAGUCUGUCAAAUGCAACGUGCUUGGUGGUGGAGCUUCAGCUAGAAGUCUUCCCCUCCUCAAUUCCUUGAGAUCAUACCAACUGGAGAAGCCAGAGACUGAGUCUGGGCAUCUUCUGUGUGUGGCACCUGUGCUCCCCCAGUUCAGCAGAUACGAGCCCUCCCAAAGCGGGCAACAGUGCUGCUUCCAUUGAAAUCAGAAAGAAAACCACAUUCUGCCCUGCAGAAAUCUACAAUUACUGCUCAUGAUUAACUAUGCAGGUUUACAUUCUGCUUAAUAUGACUAAUUCUAAGAAUUGCCAAGAGCAAACUCGGUGGCCUGUCAAAACCGAGUGGAAGGGAGAAUCUGGGCCCCGAAGAAGCCGCUGGUGAGGAAACAGCAGAGCUCACCAGACCUGCCCUGACAUUCCCUGCUUGUUGCUCCUCAGGCCCUCUUUGUCAGCCUCCCCACUUCCCCUUCUUGUCUCAUAACCUUGAAAUCUAGAAACUUAACAUUGGGAUUCCCAAGAAGUCUGCUUCUGUGGCAGAGUCCACGUGUUAGUAGCAAUCCAAUACAGCAUUAAGUGCCCUUAAAGCCAUUGAUUUCUGCUAGAAAUCCAAUGAGAGGAAGACUGUAGCUACCACUCAUCAUCCCAGAUCCAUGAGCUCUUCUCCCGGAAUGGCUGCCCUUUCCCCUAGGAAGGCAAAGCACAGUUGCUGGCAUGCAUGCUUGGCAGUGCCCCGGUCUGCCUUCCUUUCUCUGUACAGAUGCCAUUUCCCUCAUGGGAGCAGAGAUUGCAUGGGAGCUCCUCACCCAAGGGAAGCAUGCUGGCCUCUUCCUCAGCUUUUGCCUCCUCAGGCUGUAGGAGCGCCUCGUUUUUGCUCUGGAAGUUUUGGGAUACCAUGGCACAGCUCUCCCUUGGCUCAUCAUCUGUGGUAAGAGGCUAGAGGGUCUAGGAAAUGCCAGUCUCACCUUUCCUUUCUGAUGCGGAAACUCCUUGGCCCUCAGCUGUGGCCUGAGCAACGUAUAGUCUCAUACCCCAUGUGUGGGCAGACGGUGGUCAGAUUCCUGGCUCACAUGCCACAGUAAGCCGUUUGGGUUAAUUCAGCCACAGAGGCUCUGUGCUGUGUGUCGACCCCAUGCUGUGAUUGCAAGCCACAGCAGGGCGCACCAUUAUUUGUUGUGUCAUGCGUACCCGGCAAGAGUGGGCAGUUGGCGUGGUUAACAAAGCACCCACAACCCACAAACCAUUUUAGAAUUGUAGGUGGCUUGUCAAUUACGCCUUCCCCUGCAUGCCCUUUUCUGUCCCCCACGUGGUUUGACACUGGCCAUCAUUUUGCAUUUGCAAUCAGGGAGCUCCCUGCUUGAAUUAACUCACAGUGGCUUGCCCUGAUGUAUGAACAGCCCCUUUCCCUUUUCUGCAUCAUUUCAAGUUGGUGUCUCUCUUUUUGCUUGACGUCUUCUGCCUCCUGCCUUUGUUUCAUUCUCAUCACUUUUUCAGUUGUUACAAGUCCCGGUGUCUCAGGAUAUGCUGCUGCUGAUCCAUGUCUUUUUUUUAAAGAAUGUUUUUUUAAAUCUUUAUUUUUGUACUGUACUUUGUAAAAAAUAAAACAAAACACAACUUGGGUGGGUGGUUGUAGUUGGGGUAAUACUGCAUUUUGCCCUUUUAAAAUAGCACUCUUGUUGCUUUUUUGCAUUUUUGAAGGGAGUGGUAUGAUUGCUUUUAAUCAUUGCUCCAGUAUUGAUGAGGGUGGGGGUUGUACCUUAAAUAGGGUUUUCUCCAGUGCAGAGCUGGUGUUCCACACUCACAGCAACUCCAAAUCAUGACAGCCACUGAUGUGCCUUUUCUCUCUCUUGUCCCCCACUUCCAGUCUGCAAGGUGGGAGGAAGCCUAACAAAUGGUAAAAGUCUGUACUAUGGUUAUCAAAUCUGCUUCAAACUUUGCUAGCAGUCAUGCUUCCUGACCAUGCAAUCCUGGGAACUGUACGUCUAGAAGGGCUUGCGUUGCUUUAAGCAAAGAAUUUCUUGUAUUAUGCCAUGAACUACAAUUCCCAGAUUUCUUUAUGGGAGGCCAUUACUGUUCAGCUAGUUUUUAUAUGUUGGAGUAUAGGAAUUUGCUCAGCUACCAAAUUCUUUGCUCAGAAGGAAGAGGACCAAUAUAUCCCGUCUUCUCCCAGAACUAUUUGCAUUUGAGUUUUUUUUUUUUUUUUAACAACGCACGUGCCAUUUCCAAUGGCAAAAAGCAGCAAAAGAACUUGGGAGUGGUAAAGCACCCCAGUCUCUUGUGGGUAUUGGUAGGCUGGGGUGCUUACUCAUGAGUAGAUCCGCUGGAUGUUUGUUCAGAUGGUUGCUGCUACAGGCCUUCCUGGAGAGCAGAUCCCAUAUUGCUUAAGCUUUUUAGGACAGCAGAGAGAAAAACACCUGCCCGAACCAAGUGCUUAUUGCUGCAAGUGGAUAAAGCGAUUGCGCUCUUGUCAAGGAUAUGAUGUCAGCCAGAUCAAUUCCUUUUGAGACCGUACUGUGUACGGGAGCAGGGAUGCAAGCUGGAUGCCUUUUAGAAUCUCCUGACACAGCAGGGGCCGCACUCACGCUCGCCUCUUUGCUCCUCGAUCUGCCGUGAUUGAUCCUGUUUUGCUAUGUGGCAAGCAGAAACUGUACGGCAAGCUAUCUACAAUCCAACUGGGGGAUUUUAAAGGGAUGUGAGUACCCUCUGGCAUGUAAUCUAGGCAACCCUAUAGGAGAUAAAAGCAACUUCAAUAUUCCUAGUGAUUGGACAUGAUUUCUAGCAUGAGUCUUCCUCUUGCACCUUCUUCCGUAAUUAUAGAUGGCAAGUGUUCUAUAUGGCUGUUGUGAGAUGCACUUCUCUUGCCACCUGCCAUUGUUCUUGCUAUCACUUGGGUAGUGACAUUCUGUAAAGUAGACAAGAUGGUCCCCCCACAGGCUUGAACCCUCAACCCCCCCCCCCCGUCAUCGAGACACAAGUUUCAUUUCGAUAAACAGAAAUGAAAACAGGAUAUUUCUUGGGGUAUCUCUUAGUAAGAGGACACAAUUUACUUCUGAGAUAAAGCCAAGCAAUUUUAGUAUGGUGGCACUACCAAUAAUUGUUAGACGGGAUGGUAGCAUGAAAUUGUGCCUGAGGUUGCUGUGUAAGAACUCUUGAAUAAAUUUUACAGAGCAUGA
Molecule: messenger RNA, 4978 nt
Organism: Varanus komodoensis (Komodo dragon)
Lineage: Eukaryota; Metazoa; Chordata; Lepidosauria; Squamata; Varanidae
Gene: KCTD17
Product: potassium channel tetramerization domain containing 17
Exons: 6
Coding region: 7-774 (255 amino acids)
Biological process (GO): protein homooligomerization; proteasome-mediated ubiquitin-dependent protein catabolic process
Cellular component (GO): Cul3-RING ubiquitin ligase complex; cytoplasm
Molecular function (GO): cullin family protein binding
Source: RefSeq, a predicted model, not a curated record